Pipra filicauda (Wire-tailed manakin) is the source of this 670-nucleotide messenger RNA. Its product is annotated as fibroblast growth factor 10-like. The transcript has a single exon. The record is from RefSeq and is a predicted model, not a curated record. Gene Ontology annotation, cellular component: cytoplasm. Bases 266 to 670 code for a protein of 134 amino acids. Lineage: Eukaryota; Metazoa; Chordata; Aves; Passeriformes; Pipridae. Gene Ontology annotation, biological process: fibroblast growth factor receptor signaling pathway; cell differentiation; secretion by lung epithelial cell involved in lung growth. Gene Ontology annotation, molecular function: growth factor activity; chemoattractant activity; type 2 fibroblast growth factor receptor binding.
AAAAACAAAACAAAAAAAAAACCAACACAACCAAGAGCUCUUUUUUUCUGAGGGAGGACUCGAAGGAUUAAAAGGCAGCAACUUCUGAGGCGAUUUGUCCCCUGAGUUAUGGAUGUUGGUGCACUUACUUCAGGCCUGAUCAGAGCUCAGAGGGAUCUAACCAGAAGCAGCAACAACCGUCUCUCCACUUGCCUUUUACCAGGUUUUACCCUUCCAGUAUGUUUCAUUUGAUAAGACAUUUUCCAGCGCCCAGAGUUUCAGUACAAUGUGCAAAUGGAUACUGACAAAUGGUGCCUCAGCCUUUUCCCACCUGCCUUGUUGCUGCUUGCUGCUGCUCUUCUUGGUGUCUUCUGUGCCUGUCACCUGCCAUGACCUCGGCCAGGACAUGCUGUCCCCGGAGGCCACCAACUCUUCUUCAUCAUCAUCCUCCUUCCCCUCGUCCUUCUCCUCUCCUUCCAGUGCGGGGAGACACGUGCGGAGCUACAAUCACCUCCAAGGAGACGUGCGCAAGAGGAAGCUCUACUCUUACAACAAGUAUUUUCUCAAGAUCGAGAAGAACGGCAAGGUCAGCGGCACCAAGAAGGAGAACUGCCCCUUCAGUAAGUACAGCUCCGCCGCCGCGCCCCCCGGCGCGGCUGCCGCGGCCCCGGGCGCCCGAGCCCCCGGCUGA